AAUAGUUAACAAUUAUUUGGGCUUUUUAAUAACCAAAUACCCCAAAGCUCUAGAUGUUAGCGAAUCACAUGGUCUUUGAAAUUGAUUGCUCCCUCUUCUAAUUCACGAGCAAUUACAUAGCAUCUGCUUUGUAAGUCACUAUCUGUGUAUUAUCAACAAAAACAAAACUAUAGAAAGUUAGAACUCCAAUUGCUUUUGACUAUUAAAGAUCUCUCUAACCGGAAACUACCCGGCAACUCUUUCCCGAUGUGACACUUCAACUGUACAAAUAAUUAUUAAUAAUUUACAAAACUACCCUCUCGAGUUUUUGUUCCAAUCUCUAAUACACAAACCCAUAAUCUCGAGUUCUUGUUCUUCUCUUGCUCUGUGUCGCGAUCACGAAAAUGGGUCUAAGCCAAACCGCAACCGCACUCGUAGCUGUAUUCGCGUUGUGUCUAACGGCAGUCACGGCCCAGCUCGCCUACGUUUUAUGGUGGAAACGGCGGUUUCGCCGUCGGAGUAUCUCCGGAGGAUCAGAGCUCGACGUGUUUUCCUCCCGCGGUGGAGACCCGACGGCGACACCACCGCCGUCGAAGGAGCUUCUAUACUUCUUCCUCUUUUGUGUAGAAAACAAACAGUUCCGGAUAGGAUCCGCCACCGCUCCACCUCUUCCCACCGCUGCACCGCCGGCUGAUGACAUGGCGUCAAAGUGGUCAACCACGGGAGAAGAUUUACUUUCCGGUCCUUCGGAGACUCUGUUUACCAUAGCUGAAGACUCUACCAGCGAGAGUGAUCAUAGGACGGCAGAUAUGGAGCCACGUGGAAGCGUAUCAGUCGACGAUCAUGUGAGAGACGACGAACUGGAAGAGGGUUCUGUCGUGACGGAUCAACACGACGACGAGGUUGACUCUAGUGAAUAUAAUCACGACGAAACUACGCCGUUUUCUACUCCGUGUGCUUCGCCGCCGUUUUACACGCCGUCGCCUUCUCCGGUUCGUGAUGAUCUCACGACUGAGCUAGGCGAGGAGAGUUGAGAUUAUGGGGAAAUCCAAAUCUCUGAUUAGUCGGGAAUUGACCCGGUCAAAGUGUCAGGGACGAGUUUCGUUUUUAUCCGGUUAGGUUUCGUAUGGGUCUUAAACCGUAAUUUAACUUAACCGAACCGAGACCCUAUUGUGAAUUUGUAACAUUAUUGAUGAUGAAUUAGGCUUUGGUUAUGUUUCUGGUUUUCUUUUUGUUAUAAUAUCCAGAGAAAAUGCUGGUUGACAUUAGACAAUGGGUUGCACCAAAAGUCAAUACAAGGCAUUGCCAUGCUAAUC
Molecule: messenger RNA, 1295 nt
Organism: Brassica rapa (field mustard)
Lineage: Eukaryota; Viridiplantae; Streptophyta; Magnoliopsida; Brassicales; Brassicaceae
Source: RefSeq, a predicted model, not a curated record